Messenger RNA from Lutra lutra (Eurasian river otter), 6343 nucleotides. It is a transcript of the gene TLL2, whose product is annotated as tolloid like 2. The transcript has 21 exons. Lineage: Eukaryota; Metazoa; Chordata; Mammalia; Carnivora; Mustelidae. The coding region runs from base 241 to 3306 and encodes 1021 amino acids. The record is from RefSeq and is a predicted model, not a curated record. Gene Ontology annotation, biological process: proteolysis. Gene Ontology annotation, molecular function: zinc ion binding; metalloendopeptidase activity; calcium ion binding.
CCGCCACAGUCGCAGCCGCUGCAGCCUCGGCCGCCGGGCAAGUAGCUCCGAGCCGCGGCUUCCUGGGCGCCACGACGCGGACCGCGGCGCCGCGCUCUGCUCGCCCCGCGCCCGAGCCAUGCGCGGCAGCCGUGCGUAAUCGCCGCGCCGCCACCGACCUGCCCCUAGCGCGCGGUCCCUGACCCGAGAGGAGCUUCCCGGACACGCAGCUCACUCGGGCUCCGUCGGCCCCUCUCAACCAUGCCCCGGGCGACUGCUCUCGGGGUCCCGGUGCCACUGUUGCCGCCUCUCCUCCUGCUGCUGCUAGCGCCGCUACCCCGCGGCGCCGGGGGGCUCGCGGAGCUCUCGGACGCCGCCCCGGACUAUUCGGCGCUGGAAGGCGAGGAGGGCGCGGAGCAGCAGCUGGAGCAUUACCACGACCCUUGCAAAGCCGCUGUCUUUUGGGGAGACAUUGCCUUAGAUGAAGAGGACCUGAAGUUAUUUCACAUCGACAAAGCCAGAGACUGGAUCAAGCAGUCGGGAGAGGAAGGGGGACAUAGCACAGGUGGACUGGAGGAGCAGCCAUCUGAGGGCUGGGAGAAUGCAACAGCCGCCAACACCAGCCAUGAGGAAGCUAGCAAGGAUGGCGAGGACAAUGCCGUGCUCCUGCACAGGCCCCGCACCUCGGAUGCCCGAGCUGAGACCUUUUCUCCACGCGUCCGAAGAGCCACAACCUCGAGGACAGAGAGAAUAUGGCCUGGAGGGGUCAUCCCCUACGUCAUCGGUGGGAACUUCACUGGAAGCCAGAGGGCCAUUUUCAAGCAGGCCAUGAGACACUGGGAGAAGCACACCUGUGUGACCUUCGUAGAAAGGACUGACGAGGAGAGCUUCAUUGUGUUCAGUUACAGAACCUGUGGCUGUUGUUCCUAUGUUGGGCGCCGAGGAGGAGGCCCACAGGCCAUAUCCAUUGGGAAAAACUGUGACAAGUUUGGCAUUGUGGCCCACGAGUUGGGCCAUGUGGUUGGGUUCUGGCAUGAACACACCCGGCCAGAUAGAGACCAGCAUGUCACCAUCAUCAGAGAAAACAUCCAACCAGGUCAGGAGUAUAAUUUCUUAAAAAUGGAAGCUGGGGAAGUGAGCUCUCUGGGAGAGACCUACGACUUUGACAGCAUCAUGCACUACGCCCGGAACACCUUCUCAAGAGGAGUUUUCUUAGACACCAUCCUCCCCCGCCGAGACGACAAUGGCAUCAGGCCGACCAUUGGCCAGCGCGUGCGGCUCAGUCAGGGAGACAUAGCUCAAGCCAGGAAGCUGUACAAAUGCCCAGCAUGUGGAGAGACCCUGCAGGACACAACAGGAAACUUUUCUGCACCUGGUUUCCCAAAUGGCUACCCUUCUUACUCCCACUGCGUCUGGAGGAUAUCGGUCACGCCAGGGGAAAAGAUUGUCCUGAACUUCACAUCCAUGGAUUUGUUUAAAAGCCGCCUGUGCUGGUAUGACUAUGUAGAGGUCCGGGAUGGUUACUGGAGAAAAGCCCCCCUGUUGGGUAGGUUUUGUGGCAAUAAAGUCCCAGAGUCCCUCACCUCCACGGACAGCCGGCUCUGGGUGGAGUUCCGGAGCAGCAGCAGCAUCUUGGGCAAGGGUUUCUUCGCGGUGUACGAAGCUACGUGUGGGGGAGACAUUAACAAAGACGCUGGUCAGAUUCAAUCUCCCAACUACCCCGAUGACUACAGACCUUCCAAGGAAUGUGUUUGGAGGAUUACGGUUUCAGAAGGGUUUCACGUGGGACUUACCUUCCAAGCUUUUGAGAUCGAAAGGCAUGACAGCUGCGCCUACGACUACCUGGAGAUCCGCGACGGCCCCACGGAGGAGAGCGCUCUGAUUGGCCAUUUUUGUGGCUAUGAGAAGCCGGAAGAUGUGAGAUCGAGCUCCCACAGAAUGUGGAUGAAGUUUGUGUCCGACGGCUCUAUCAAUAAAGCGGGCUUUGCAGCCAAUUUUUUCAAGGAAGUGGACGAGUGUUCCUGGCCAGAUCACGGCGGGUGUGAGCAGGGCUGUGUGAACACUCUGGGCAGCUACAAGUGCUCCUGUGAUCCUGGCUACGAGCUGGCUGCCGACAAGAAGACCUGUGAAGUGGCCUGUGGUGGUUUUAUUACCAAGCUGAACGGGACCAUCACCAGCCCGGGGUGGCCGAAGGAGUACCCCACCAACAAGAACUGCGUCUGGCAGGUGGUGGCCCCUGCCCAGUACAGGAUCUCCCUUCAGUUUGAAGUGUUUGAGCUGGAAGGCAAUGACGUCUGCAAGUAUGACUUUGUGGAGGUCCGCAGCGGCCUGUCCCCUGAUGCCAGGCUGCACGGCAAGUUCUGUGGCUCUGAGAUGCCGGAGGUCAUCACCUCCCAGAGCAACAACAUGCGUGUGGAGUUCAAGUCAGACAACACAGUCUCCAAGCGCGGCUUCAGAGCCCACUUCUUCUCAGACAAGGACGAGUGUGCCAAGGACAACGGCGGGUGCCAGCACGAGUGUGUCAACACGUCUGGGAGCUACCUGUGCCGCUGCAGGAAUGGGUACCGGCUCCAUGAGAACGGGCACGACUGCAAGGAAGCUGGCUGUGCCCACAGGAUCAGCAGUGCGGAGGGGACCCUGGCAAGCCCCAACUGGCCCGACAAGUACCCCAGCCGGAGGGAGUGUACCUGGAACAUCUCUUCCACCGCGGGCCACCGUGUGAAACUUACAUUUAACGAGUUUGAGAUCGAGCAGCACCAAGAAUGUGCUUAUGACCACCUGGAGCUGUACGACGGGCCUGACAGCCGGGCCCCCGUCCUUGGCCGCUUCUGCGGCAGCAAGAAACCGGACCCUGUGGUGGCUUCAGGCAGCAGCCUGUUUCUCAGGUUCUAUUCAGAUGCGUCUGUGCAGAGGAAAGGCUUCCAGGCGACUCACAGCACAGAGUGCGGGGGCAGGCUGAAGGCCGAAGUGCAGACCAAAGAGCUGUAUUCCCACGCCCAGUUUGGGGACAACAACUACCCGAGCCAUGCCCGCUGCGACUGGGUGAUCGUGGCGGAGGACGGCUAUGGCGUCGAGCUGAUCUUCCAGACCUUUGAGGUGGAGGAGGAGGCCGACUGUGGGUACGACUACAUGGAGGCCUAUGACGGCUACGACAGCACCGCGCCCAGGCUCGGCCGCUUCUGCGGCUCUGGGCCACUGGAAGAGAUCUACUCUGCAGGAGAUUCUCUGAUGAUUCAGUUCCACACAGAUGACACCAUCAACAAGAAAGGCUUUCAUGCCCGAUACACUAGCACCAAGUUCCAGGAUGCCCUGCACAUGAAGAAAUGACGUCAAUGUUCAUGAAAGACGGGAACUGAGAAUGUGUUUUAUGACAAUAGCACCUUGUGAAUCUGCCCUAAACCAAUGUAGAGUUGUGUUUUUGUUUUUGUUUUUGUUUCUUGUUUUCUUCUCAAACAAGAACUCAAAAUCUAGUCUUGGAAGUAUGUAUCUGGUAAGGUUCAGCCAAGAAGAAGGAGGGAAGAUGUUUCUUUGGGGUUAUAAUGUUAUCAAUCAUGGACUUUGAGAGAAGAUUAAGGUUUUGAAAUCACCUGCCACUCAAGCUAUGCCUGGUCAUACUCAUUCUCCUGUCCCUUUCUCCUGUGGGGCAAGAUGCCUGCCCUUGCGUUGGUCACGCCUCUAUUUCUGGACAUGCUUUGCCAGGUGCCAGGCAAUGUGACUGUGUCCUGGAGACUCAGGCUGUCUUCUGUCCACACUGAGCAGUGAGGAUAAAUGCUGGGCCAUGGCUGAUUUGUGACUCACAGCUUUGGCUGGAGACUUUCACUUUCUGUCUGCCAGGGACAUGUCAACCAGGAAACCUGAGAAUACGGAUCUCAGGCCUGGAAAAGAACUUGAGGGAGGCAGUGCGCAGAGGGAGCUGGAGUGUGAUCGUCACUUUCACCACACUGGUAGACCUCAAGCCUUCCCUCUGGGUCAUUGGCUCUCCUUGCCAUUUCGGGCUUCCUCCUUGGGAGGCUAAAGCAGCCACUGUGAACUCUAACAACAUAUCUGCUGGUGAGACUCCCCAGUGUGCUGAGAAGAAAACAUCCUGGCUUCUCCUGACACCCCUCCUGGCUGACUUCAGAAGACCGCCACCUCUGCUUGGGAUUCCAUGGACUUGGAAGACCAUUUCCUCCUCCAGCGUUGGAGACACUUGCUGUGGUUGACCUUGACUUCUAGACAACUGAUUCAAACUGCAUUUGCAAGAUGUGCAAAGACAGCCCAUGAGGGACGAGUUCAGGUCCCCGUGGGGCGAACACUGUUGAAAACGGAAUUGUAAGUCAUGUAGGACUCAUGCAUCAUCUGUGGGAACAGUCAACCUGAGACUAACUUCCUGUCACCAGUCAGGCUGCGGACUGCGUUGGUAACUUCGCUCAGGCCAACUGGUACUCGACCCCCAGCUUGCAAUCAGAAUUCACCACACUUGGCACUUGUUCUAGAGGAAGUGUAGAGCAUGUUGUUUACAUAAUUUUAGAACCUCCACAUGUACUUUUAAACAGUGAGGUAGUUUUGAAUGGCAUUUCAUUAAGGCAUCUAUGGGCAUUAUGAGCUAAAAGCUGUGGUAUGUUAGCUUUAAAAGAGUAUUUAUGUUGGAAUAAUUUUUAAAUAAUGUUUACAUAACUCUAAGUCCUGUGGGGUUGGUAUUGAGCACAGGACAGCACACGAGAGUGUUUCCCGUGUGAGAUCUGAGAUAGCUCCCAAGCACCAGAAUUCCUCUGGGAUGAUACGACGUCAUUGUAAACAAAGUAUUUGUGAAAGCUUAAAAGUUAUAUUUUUUGAAGAUCAGAAUGUGCCCUCAGAGGACUCUGUCUAAUUAAAAUGAUGGCUGGGAGUAAAACAAAGGAUAAUAGAAAGGUAGAAGAAAUGCAUGGAAAUAUUUUUUUCCUUAAAACAGAGAAAAAUUCAAAGUAUUAUUAUUAAUAAUAAUAUAUGUGUGUAUAUAUGUAUGUAUGUAAAGUACCAGCUGUCAGAGCCUUAAUCGACGCAGUGUGACCAGUGCCGACCCGCUGACCGUAGCUUCACCGUGCGGGCCCUCCUGGAGCAGCCCUGCGUUUUAUGCAUUGCGUUCCCCAGUCCCUCUCUGGGCCCUGGAUGGAGAUUCAGUCCGUGUUCUCACAUCCAGACACCUCCCAGGCCCUGCCCCAGGGGCACUCGGGCUCAGCCGCGGGAGCCCCUUGCCUUGUGGUCCAACCUGCCCUCUAAGGUGGAUCCCAGCUCUCAGAGUAUUGUAUUUUCUGAGGUUUUACUUUGUCUCAUCAUAUCUGCCCACAUUGAAGCUGAAACCAGAAUACAUAAGGUGGCUACGAGAGGUCUUGCUCCAGCGACAGAAGAAUCCUGUCGUUCCAACAUUUUAGACAUCUGAAUAAAAUCAACAAAUUCUAUGGAAAAGUGGGACAGAGUCAGAAACGGAGUUGGCUCUGCCUCAAGGUUGGCCACUCUCGUGAAACAAUGGUACUUAUUUUUAUCUCUGUAGUAGGGAUAUUUUCAAAAACACCGAACUUGGCCAGCUUGAAACAAUGGGACGCUUAUGAAAACCUUUAGUGAGGCCUUCUGCGAGUGACAUCAGACAAGACAAGCCCUGAUUCAGCCUGGGCCAGCCAGCCCGCUCCCCGGGAAGCUCACUCGGGGACUGAUGCCCUGGCUUGGGAACAGAAGGUCCCCUCGGCAGGAAAACCCAGGCCCCCUGCUGAAGGUCCUCUCAGGGGACCUUGUACCAACCCGCUUUGUCCUGUAAUUGGGUGCUAGGCCUUGGGGAUGUCACGUUCACAGAAUUACCUUGGUGACCUGAUGAAAUACUUGGAGUCCAGGUCAUCGGCCUGGUCCAGUUCUGGUGUGAUCUGGUCUGGCAGAAGCUAGAGCCUGAAUCCCAGGGCAGGGUGAGGGUCUGGAACUAACGUUAGCUUGUGGGGUUUCUCCAAACGGACAUGAGGAGCCUGAGCAUUGAUUCACUCUGAAACCAUUUUCCUUAAGUUUUGUCUUACUCAUGAAACCCUCAGCCUGUAUAAACUGUUUGUAAAACCUUAGUAACUAGAGAAUUCUCGCUGGGAUUUGCCACUGAUCUGGUCCAAUCGAAGAGUCUCAAAUAACUUGCCGUAUUGUUGUUCAGUUUUUGAACAAAUGUUCCCUUGGCUUCAGCUUCCUUGUUUUUCAAGUUUCCUUGGUAGACCGGACUUCUGAAAAAUAAUCUCAAAUGCCUAAAAGGUUUCUUUUUAAAAAAGAAAAACUGUUUAGAGUGCUAUCUAUAAAUAUGUUGUACUUUUUAUUUUGUUUAAUUUUGCAUUUCAUGAAAUGUUAGUUUCAAAGAGAAAGUGGAGAGGAGCUAACAUAU